UACUUUACAUUUAGAUCCGCCCCUGUCACUCCUCCAUACAUUAAUCUCGAAAGCUGAAGCCCAUCUUCCUGAUCAUAAUCGCGAUUAUUCUAAUUUCCAAGAAUAAUGUCAGUUGUUGAGAUUGUGGUAAGGCCUGCUCUUGGAUUUGUUCUCCAAGCCCUUCAUUAUGCCGUCAAAAAAGCUAUAGAUAGAUCUUUAACCUCAGCAUACAUCUUUGACCGUCUCGAUGCAACAAUCUUUAGGCUCACAACGUUGGUGGCUCAAGUUGAUAAGCUUAGCGAAGAAGUGGAAGAUCCACAGAGGAAAGUUAUUGAAGAUCUUAAGCAUCUCCUUGAAAAGGCUGUUUCUCUUGUCGAGGCUUAUGCGGAACUCAGACGCAGAAACUUACUUAAGAAGUUCAGGUAUAAGAGAAGAAUCAAAGAGUUAGAAGCUUCAUUAAGAUGGAUGGUAGAUGUGGAUGUUCAAGUCAACCAGUGGGUAGAUAUCAAAGAACUCUUGGCCAAAAUGUCUGAAAGGAACACUAAACUUGAGGAAAACACGCGUCAACCAACAAACUUUAUGUGUUUCAAGAGCAGUAAUAGCAUAUCACAAAGUAAUAAUCAAGAUAUUGUAGAAGAAACAGACCAACCUUCAGAAGAAACCGCUGAAUGCUCGAGUGAUGGAUCUAAACCGAAGAUUGAUAUCCAAAUUCGCUGGAGCUCAAGAAAACAGAACAAAGACCACGAAAUCCGAUUCGUUAUGAAGUGAUGAUUUCUUGACGUACCAAUUGUGUCAAAUCACUCUUAGACUUUUUUUUAUAAUGUCAUAUCUAAUGUCAUAUACUUUUUUUUUAUAAAUUGUGCCGAUUGUGAUCAAACAAAGAGAAUACAUAAAUAUAUUACACAUUACA
Camelina sativa (false flax) is the source of this 889-nucleotide messenger RNA. RefSeq names its product RPW8-like protein 3. The record is from RefSeq and is a predicted model, not a curated record. Lineage: Eukaryota; Viridiplantae; Streptophyta; Magnoliopsida; Brassicales; Brassicaceae.